This is a messenger RNA of Physeter macrocephalus (sperm whale), 2179 nucleotides long. It is a transcript of the gene RMP64, whose product is annotated as nucleolus and neural progenitor protein. Gene Ontology annotation, cellular component: nucleus. Gene Ontology annotation, biological process: positive regulation of Notch signaling pathway. The record is from RefSeq and is a predicted model, not a curated record. Lineage: Eukaryota; Metazoa; Chordata; Mammalia; Artiodactyla; Physeteridae. The transcript is spliced from 9 exons. Bases 544 to 2016 code for a protein of 490 amino acids.
UUCCGGAGGAGGCGUCAGGCAGGCGCACGUCCGCGGAGUGGGGGCGGGACUUCCGGAACCCGCGGGACGCUGCGCAGGGCCGCGGCUGAAAGGGGCCUGGGCUCUGGAGUUUGCUGAGGAAUCUUGCAGGGCAUCUGGCAUCGCCGUUCCUCGCUGGACCCACCGAGUCUACCGCAGGGCCUGGCUGGGGCGCCGAAGGCCCAAGAUCCAGCCCCGCACCGAAAUGGGGAAAGAGGGCGGACGCAGCUAGCGUUAGGAAAAAUUGCUGCCUGGGGACCCUGCGUUCACUCAGGCCACCAAGUGCCGUGGUUACCCCUCAGUCUUUCUCGACCUCUGCCUCUGAGAGGCUGCGGGUCGUCACUCAAGCUCUCUGCACUUAAACCGCAAUCUUUCUGGAUCCCCCGUUUCUUACCUGUAAAAUGGGACCUUUGCAUUGCAGCUGUAAUUAAAGAAUGCUGUCUCGUUACCUUGUCACUGAAGAACCAAAUCUUAGAUGCAGAAACAGAUGUAUUAUGUGCAGUCCUUUACAGCCAUCACAACAGAAUGGGCCGCCACAAGCCCCAUUUGGCCCUCAAACAGGUGGAACAAUGUUUAAAACGCUUGAAAAACAUGAAUUUGGAAGGUUCAAUUCAAGAUCUCUCUGAGUCAUUUUCUUCUAAUGAAAAUCAGCCUGUAAAUACCAAAGCAUGUGUCAUCCCUAGCCAACCAGUGGUGGAACUGGUGUUGAUGAAGAUUUUGGGAGCCUGCCAGUUGCUACUUCGUUUGUUGGACUGUUGCUGCAAGACAUUUCUCUUGACUGUGAAACAUCUAGGUUUGCAAGAAUUCAUUAUUUUAAACCUUGUGAUGGUUGGGCUGGUGAGCAGGUUAUGGGUUCUCUAUAAAGAUGUUUUAAAAAGGCUGGUUUCUUUAUAUGAACCAUUGUUUGGAUUACUUCAAGAGGUCUCCAGGAUUCAACCAUUGCCUUACUUCAAAGGUUUUACCUUUCCUUCUGAUAUUGCUGAAUUUUUAGGAGAGCCCUACUUUGAAAUCUUUAAGAAAAAAAUGCCUACAUCUUUUGCAGCUAAAGGAGUAACUAAACUGCUAAAUAAACUAUUUUUAACAAAAGAGCAAUCACAGAGGUCCAAUGAAGAAACAUUACUUAGCAUUUCCAAAAAAGCUAAACAAAUGAAGAUCAAUAUUCAGAAUAAUGUGGAUCUUGGACAGCCAGUAAAGAAUAAGAAAAUCUUAAAAGAAAAGUCAUCAGAAUUUGACGUGAGGGCUUUCUGCAAACAGCUGAAACACAAAGCUAUUCAGGAGAACAGUUUUGAGUUUAAAUGUUCUCAGUCCAAACUAAAGGCAACCAAAUGUUCUUCUCGGAAAGCAAUAGGAACUCCCUGUGUAAAAAGUCUUGUGCAAAGAUUCCAAGAAACUGAGACUUUCAUACAACUUUCUGAAGAGAUCCAAAUGGCAAUUCUGUGGUGUAGGAGCAAAAAACUCAAGGCUCAGACCACCUUUCUGGGUAAUAAACUUCUUAAAAGUAACCGGCUUAAACAUGUGGAAGCUCAAGGCUAUAGUUUGCCAAAGAAACUAGAGUGCAUAAAAACAUCAAUUUGCAACUGCCUUCUUCAUGGCUCAGGUAGCAAAACUUUGAAGAAUCAUCUGAGACAAAGAAGAUCACAGAAUAAAUUUUCAUUGAAACGAAAGAAACCACAAAGAAAGUUGCAGUCGACUCUUUUAAAGGAAACCCAGCAGCCCCCUCAAGGGACUCAGAGUGCUACCGAUAUCAUUAAAGGGAGACUCUCACACCCUACAGUUCGUACAACUGAUCUCUACCCUAACAAUAAGCAAGUGUUGAGUAGAAGAGUUUCAAGUUCUGUCAUACGAACUAAGGAGAAACAAAUUCAUGAAAAUCUUAUGGAAGGCAAUGAAAAUGAAACUGAUUCUUGGACAACGAUGCAAAUAAAUAAACAUAAUACAUCAGGAAUCACUAAGGAGACAGAUGACAUUGAUGAUAUUUUUGCUUUAAUGGGAGUUUAGAUGCUCAUAUGUGAGACUUUUAACUGGUUAACCAACUGCUCCAGUGUUCUAAGUAGAACAGCUGAGAUCUGGAAAGAUCUGGAAGUACCAUUUGGACUCAGAGGAGCUGCUUAAGUGCAACAUUGUAGAGCAGUUCAUUUUAGUUCAGUAAACACUUGUCAUA